AUGAAAAGCUUUAAUCUUCGCUCUAUUUGUUUGGGUGGGAAUGAUCAUGAGGGCGUUGAGAUUUUUGAUGUGCAAUGUGACAACAUGCGCUGUACCGCAACCGUUACUAGUAAUGCUGCACGCCUCAUGGAUCUGAUUGGUAACCUAUGUAAAUUGGUUACCAACCCAAAUAGUGGCACAAGACUGAGGGUAUCCAUGGACAUGAUAUGGGACAAGCUAGUUGAUGAUGAUGCCAAGGUCGACCCUCCUGUUACUCUUCAGUUCUGUUAUGAGCAUUUUUGCAUCAUCUAUCAUGUUAAUCCUCCAGAUAAUUUUCCCACGUCUUCUCUGGAGAACUUCUUGAAUCACGAUUGCAUAGAUUUUUUCGGCUUCGAAAUGAAGCCCAAAGUCGAAUAUCUUCGUCGGGCAUACAACCUUGUUGUGAAAAACUGGUUUGAUAUCCCAUCUGAGGCCCGUCUUUCAAAUCCAGCCAGGUUUGGUGACAAGGUGGAUUUGUCUCUACAAGAAAUGGUAUCCAUGGAUUUCUCAAGGGAGUAUUCAAAGGCUACUGACCUUCUUCAGAGCAACUGGAGGUCGAGUAAACUUUCUACUGAUCAAGUAAUAUACGCGGCCCUAGAUUGUUAUUUUGCCUACAAGUUUGCAGUUCGGGUCUCAAUUUGUCCUCGUUCAGAUUAG
This is a messenger RNA of Populus nigra (black poplar), 675 nucleotides long. RefSeq lists its product as uncharacterized. Gene Ontology annotation, cellular component: nucleus; cytoplasm. Gene Ontology annotation, molecular function: nucleic acid binding; 3'-5' exonuclease activity. Gene Ontology annotation, biological process: nucleobase-containing compound metabolic process. The transcript has a single exon. The record is from RefSeq and is a predicted model, not a curated record. NCBI's taxonomy places the organism in Eukaryota, Viridiplantae, Streptophyta, Magnoliopsida, Malpighiales, Salicaceae. Bases 1 to 675 code for a protein of 224 amino acids.